GGAGAUGUCAAAUACAUGUAGUAGUGCACGUUUGCACUUUGGUAACCAAUCAAUUUUUCAGAUAUUUUUGUGCUUACAUUUAGAAACCGACAUGUUUGAAUAACAUGAGAAAAAAUAGGAUUGUGUUUUAUUACAGGACGAAAUGAAAGAAACGACAUUUUUUAAAAUUCCUAUACAUAUAUAUACGUGUACGUAAGGUCACGCAAAUAUAGGACAUUAUAGACGUAGUUAUUCGUGUAAGACGCUGUACUCUGACCCGGUUAAAUAGAAAUCGGAGAUUGUACAGAAGACUAGUUUACUUGAAGGAAAAUGAGGGAUAACUGGAGAGAUUGUCAGGCAUGGAAGGAAUUUGGUGUUGAUCUGUCCACAACCAACAAUGAAGCUGCUAAAUUAUUCGACGCUGUUUUGACUCAGUAUGUCGGGUGGUACGAUGACAACAGCCUGGGAGGACUGGAAAACUCGGUGGAGAAAAUGAUAGCUACGGACCCAAAAUUCGUGAUGGGUCACGUAAUCAAGAAUGGCCUGGAUGCGCUUGGAACUGGGCGAUCUUAUUAUCUGGAUAAAGAAUUCCAGACAGAGAUCCAGACCAUGAUAGACUUAGGAAACAGCCCUAGUACUCUCCCACGUGAAAAGCAACAUAUCAACGCUGUCAAAUUGUGGUCUCAAGGAGAAAUGACAGAUGCUUGUCAGAUUUGGGAGUCCAUUUUGGUAGAGAAUCCCCUCGACAUGCUGGCUCUGAAGUUUUCCCAUGACUCUUAUUUCUACCAGGGUCACCACCCUCAGAUGAGAGACAGUAUUGCUAGGGCUAUGCCCCACUGGAAAAGCUCCAUGCCACUAUAUAGCUACUUGUUUGGUAUGCAUGCGUUUGGCUUGGAGGAAUGCAAUCAUUAUGAUGAAGCAGAACGGCUUGCUGCAAAGGGUUUGGAACUGAAUCGUAAUGACUGCUGGUCUACACAUUCUAUGGCCCAUGUUCUGGAGAUGACAGGCAGGUCCACAGAAGGGAUCAAGUUUAUGUCUACAACAGAAAAUGACUGGAAUGUCUGUGCAAUGCUUGCCUGUCACAAUUACUGGCAUUAUGGGGUCUUCAGCAUUGAGAGGGGCUUGUAUGACGAGGCAGUUGGUUUAUUUGACACACAGGUGGGACCAAGAGCAGUCAAAAGUGGUGCCAUGUUGGAUAUGGUAGAUGCCUGUUCAUUACUCUACAGACUAAAACUCGAGGGAAUAAAUGUGAAAGACAAAUGGAAGGAAUUCAACGAGGUUUGCAAACAUCAUGCCGAUGACCAUAUCCUGACGUUCAAUGAUGCUCAUUUUUUAAUGGCAAGCCUCGGAGCUGAGGACAAGGCGACGACAGAUAAAAUGAUGAUGUCACUGAAGGAAUUUGCAAAAGGAACAGGCAAGGGAGACAACCAAAGAAUCAGUAAAGAAGUGGGCGUGCCUCUGUGUGAAGCUUUGGUUGCAUAUGACUCUGGGGAUUUUGCGAAAGCUGUUUCUCUAGUGAAUCCAAUUAGAUACAAAAUCUUAACAAUUGGAGGAAGUCAUGCACAGAGAGAUGUCUUCAAUCAGUUCCUUAUCCACGCAGCCCUUCAGUCACCAGAAAAAGCACACAAUAAGUUGGCAAGGGUUCUUCUGACAGAGAGGAAAACAUUGAAAUCGAACGCACCACUGACCGACAGACUGAUCACGAGAGCCAUGGCUGUACAUACAGCUGAUUAAACCAUGCAAUGUCAAAUUCUGUACAUAAGUACUGGAGGACAGGACCACCACCAACACAAAUGUAAUAAUCAACAUUGAUUUUUUGUCACCCUCUAAAAAAAUCCGCCGUGAAGAUAUAUACGCUCAAUAACAAAGAGGUCACACAUCACUAGAGAUGAGGACUGGCAGGUGCUUGUGGUGGUCAUGUCCUCAUUACAUACACGAAUAUGUGUAUUUCUAUCUCAGUGGUAUGUAGUUGGUAUUGGUAUUGAAUGUUCUUUAUUCAAAGAAUAACACGUUUUACUUUAGUACAAUAUCAUGUACAAUAAGAAACAUGUUUGGCCUACUUUCUACUUUGUAAUACUUAUAGGAGUUGUGAGAUUGAUCACUGUUCGUUAUCUUCACCUUUCACCAUACAUUACAUGUAGUUAGGACAUAUACUAAUAUUAUGAUAUAAUCUGAAAUGUGCAGAUACGUUUUAUAUAAUAUAAAUGUAUAAACAUACAGUGGUUGUUUAAAACAUUGGUUAUACGUGACGAGGCAAUGACAUGUGAUUAAACAUUGGGAAAAUAAAUAUUUCACAACUUUA
Messenger RNA from Ostrea edulis (European flat oyster), 2281 nucleotides. Its product is annotated as tetratricopeptide repeat protein 38-like. The record is from RefSeq and is a predicted model, not a curated record. The coding region runs from base 310 to 1713 and encodes 467 amino acids. Gene Ontology annotation, molecular function: protein binding. Lineage: Eukaryota; Metazoa; Mollusca; Bivalvia; Ostreida; Ostreidae. The transcript has 14 exons.